Molecule: messenger RNA, 1380 nt
Organism: Papaver somniferum (opium poppy)
Lineage: Eukaryota; Viridiplantae; Streptophyta; Magnoliopsida; Ranunculales; Papaveraceae
Product: lisH domain-containing protein C1711.05-like
Exons: 2
Coding region: 273-1001 (242 amino acids)
Source: RefSeq, a predicted model, not a curated record
CCCAUUUCUUACUCCCGUAUCCUUUGAUUAUUAUCCAUUCCUUCUCCCACACCCUUAUCCUACGCACUCUUUAUCGUUCUUCUUCAAACCAUCGUUCUUCUUCAAACCAUCUAUUGAUGACAACAAACCUAAUCGUUAUUAUAACUGUAAUUCCUUCAAAUUUACCGUCUCUGCUCAAAACCACCAUUAAAAGAGGUGAAGGCUAGUCUCAGAAUUUCACAGACGGCGCACAUUAGCAACGAGGAAACAACAGGGAAGAAGAAAAAAGAAAAAUGUCUCUGGUUUUCGAUAGCAGUAGAGAAGUUUCGGUAGGGCCCACGGUUGGAUUCCAAGGUGGUGGUGGUGGUUCCUCAUCAGCACCUACUGCGUAUGUUAGCAACAAACACAGAUUGAGUUUAUCAUCAUCUUCUUCUUCUUCAAGUUCUAGCAAUGAAGAAGAAAUUACAAGGAUUUCAUGCUUUUCAGUAGAUCCAGAUUUAUCUUCUGAUAAUUCUUCAGUCGACGGUUUUGAUGACAGCGAAGAUGAUGAUGAGAAUGAAGCUGGAAGUAAGAAUUUGAAUGGUGCUCUGUCUUCUAUGGAUUCACUCGAAGAUUCUCUUCCUAUCAAGAGAGGAUUAUCAAAUUACUUCGCAGGGAAAUCAAAAUCAUUUGGGAAUUUAUCAGAAGUGACAACAGUAAACAGUUUAGUUAAAACUGAGAAUCCAUUUAAUAAAAGGAGGAGGACUUUAAUAGCUUAUAAAUUAUCAAGAUCAAGGAAUUUUUAUAGCUCUGCGAAUCCAAUUUCGAUGCCUCUUUUGACACUUCACGAGGAUGAAGAUUAUCAACAAGAACAACAGGAUGAAGAAAGCGACUCCGAUCGAAACAAUAAAGAUGAUGAAAGUGAAGAAGAUUCUGAUAGUUCGAAUUCGUAUAUUUCAAACCGUAAUCAUCGUGAGAGGAAGAUUAAGAGUUAUAAACCAACUAGAAGCUUUUCUCUUACAGAUCUCCAUGAAAAUGUUUGAGAUUAACUAAAGGACUUGGUGUGAAGUUCUUAAAAUGGGAAGGAGCUUUUGUUAAUUAAAGAAAACUCCAUAAUGGGACCUUUUUUUUGGCUAGGGAAUGCUUAUUAUGCCCUUGAUGAAAGUUGUUGAGAAGUCCUUAAUGCUUUUGUUAAAUAACUUAAAUUCCUCUAAAACUCAUUACUCGGAAGUCUAAUUAUGAGCUGAAUACUCUAGCUCUAAUGUAACCGUUAAAUGUACUUAUUCUGUUCUUAAUUUUAGGUGCGUUUGGAGACAAAUUUUUUCUUAUUUGUAAUUGGGUUUCAGCAUCGAAGAACAAAUGACCCUGGAUAUGAAAUUCAGAUUUUGUGGUAGUGGUAAGAUUGCUGGGACAUUAUCAUUA